This is a messenger RNA of Exserohilum turcica Et28A, 1842 nucleotides long. RefSeq lists its product as uncharacterized. The transcript is spliced from 4 exons. Bases 1 to 1842 code for a protein of 613 amino acids. NCBI's taxonomy places the organism in Eukaryota, Fungi, Ascomycota, Dothideomycetes, Pleosporales, Pleosporaceae. Gene Ontology annotation, molecular function: glutaminyl-tRNA synthase (glutamine-hydrolyzing) activity. Gene Ontology annotation, biological process: glutaminyl-tRNAGln biosynthesis via transamidation; mitochondrial translation. The record is from RefSeq and is a predicted model, not a curated record.
AUGACAACGGGAACUGACGUCGAGGCUCGGAACACCCGCAACACUGUCGUUGCGGCCUCGAAACAGCCAUACAUAUGUCGGUCAUGUCUAUACCGAGCUAAAAUCCUUCCAUUGGGGGGUGUGCACUCCCCCGUCACGAUCAUGGCACGAUCCAUCCAAACCGAGAAAUCGUCUCAAGAUGGUACCUCUUUUCGCAAGCUUUUGAAAGACGCCGCAAAACAACAGAAGAAAGAAAAAGGCGCCUCUUCAGACUCCUCUAAGAAAGCCAGCAAUGCACGCUUGGAGAAGUGGGAAUUGACUGUCGGCAUUGAGGUGCACGCCGAACUCAACACUGCACGGAAACUUUUCUCGGGUGCUGCCACAUCUGUUGGCGACCCCCCGAAUACCCACGUUGCUCUAUUUGAUGUCGCAUUUCCAGGAACGCAGCCUCAAUUCCAGAAGGAAACCCUUCUGCCCGCCUUGCGCGCGGCCAUAGCCUUCCAAUGCGAGAUACAGACCAAGAGUAGCUUCGACCGUAAACACUACUUCUACCAGGACCAGCCGUCUGGGUAUCAGAUUACACAGUACUACGAGCCCUUUGCAAAGAACGGCAAAGUCACAAUCUACCCUCAUGACUUUCCUCCUGGCGCAGCCCCGCAGUCAGAGCCUUUCGACAUUGGGAUCAAGCAGAUACAAAUGGAGCAGGACACGGCCAAAACUGUGCAGCAGCCACCUUCGACCUAUCUGCUCGACUUCAACCGUGUCUCGCAUCCCCUGAUUGAAAUCAUCACGCUCCCCGAAAUCCAUGAUCCCGUGGUGGCCGCCGUUGUUGUCCGCAAGAUUCAAAACACACUCAAAACUGUCAAUGCUUGUACUACCGGUAUGGAGCUCGGUGGUCUACGUGCUGAUGUCAAUGUUUCUGUUCGUCAGCGUCAUGGGGAACCAUCGGAAUCUGGCCAUUCAUACUCUGGUGUUACUGGCUUGGGCCAACGGACCGAGAUCAAGAACCUAGCAAGUGUCAAGGCUGUUGAAGAUGCCAUCAUUGCAGAGCGUGACCGUCAAAUUGAACUGCUAGAGAGUGGGGGUGUGGUUGAAGGCGAGACCCGGGGGUGGACUCUGGGAAGCAAGACAACAAAGCGGUUGAGAGGCAAGGAGGGUGAAAUUGAUUACCGGUACAUGCCAGAUCCCGACAUUGCACCCAUAAUCAUAGGAGAUGAUCUCGUCCAAUACCUCAGGGAUACUUUGCCAAAGCUGCCCGAUGUCAAUGUUGACACGCUUGUGCAAAACUAUGGUCUGACCACGAAGGAUGCCAUCACGCUUCUCUCAUUCGGUGAUGGCGAACGUCUAGAGUACUUUUUGGACGUGGUCGCCGAGUUGGUGCGCCAAGCCAAUGAACGGCAAGAGGAUAUUACAUCGCAAGCUCUGGGUAAGAUCGCAGGAAAUUGGGUUCUUAUGGAGCUUGGCUCUCUGUUCAAAGAUGAGGCCUGGGAUCCUGAGCGUAUCUCGUACAAGGAUCUUGCGGAAAUCAUUUCAUAUGUGCGCCGCAAAGAGAUUACUUCGCCGUCAGCUAAGCGUCUGCUUGCCAUCAAGUUCGAAGGUGACCCACGCAGCAUCCAAGACAUUGUCCAUCAGGAAAACCUACUCUUACAGCCGUUGAGUCAAGAAGAGUAUGUCAAACUGGCAAAGACGCUGUUGGAGGAGAACCCCAAAAUGGUCAAGGACAUCAUCGAGAAGGGCCAAGUGAAAAAGACGAUGUGGUUUGUGGGUCAAAUGGUGGCGCGGGCUCCGGAUGGAAGUGUCGAGCCAGGAAAAGCAAAGAUAGUGUUGCAGCAGUUACUGGGUCUGAAAGACAAAGAGGAGUAG